AUGUGUCAUUUUCUUAUUGUUCUGGUGUAUGGCAGUAUAGCCCAGAAUGCCAAAGUGGGAUGCAAAAGUUAUGAAUAUCCCAAAAAAUUUGUAAUUCUCCAGAAGCAAUUUUUGGACUACUAUGAUCCAACAAUUGAAGAUCAGUAUAUUCAACAUUGUGAAGUUGAUGGAAACUGGGUAAUCAUGGAUGUGUUGGACACAGCCGGUCAGGAGGAGUUCUCAGCAAUGCGAGAGCAGUAUAUGCGGAACGGUCGAGGGUUUUUGUUAGUCUAUUCGGUUACGGAGCGAAAAAGCCUUGACGAGGCUGUGAAAUUGUACAGGCAGGUGCUGCGCGUGAAAGAUAGGACAGAAUAUCCAGUUUUACUCGUCGCUAAUAAGGACCCACCAGUCAAUGUAGACAAUGCAUUUCAUGAAUUAGUACGGAUUGUGAAGAGUUUUCCGUCUGAUGAGGAUGACGAAGAGGUUGGUAAUGCAUAUUUGGCAGACUUUUUCUCCUUAGAACUUUGCUGUUUGAUUUUCCGCACUUUAAUUGUUCUUCUUCAGAAUAGCAACAGUGUGUCGCCAAACCGAACAAAAUCGAGGAAAAAGAAAGGAAAGCAGAAGUGUAUAAUAAUGUAA
Messenger RNA from Cylicostephanus goldi, 618 nucleotides. The record is from the annotation of a GenBank genome assembly. NCBI's taxonomy places the organism in Eukaryota, Metazoa, Nematoda, Chromadorea, Rhabditida, Strongylidae.